Messenger RNA from Loa loa (African eye worm), 485 nucleotides. RefSeq lists its product as hypothetical. NCBI's taxonomy places the organism in Eukaryota, Metazoa, Nematoda, Chromadorea, Rhabditida, Onchocercidae. Bases 1 to 390 code for a protein of 129 amino acids. The record is from RefSeq and is a predicted model, not a curated record. The transcript has 3 exons.
AUGUUCUUGAGACGGAAAAAACCGUUUGAGAAACUUGCGGCAUGUGAAGCUGCUUCUUUGAAUUUCAUGGAAGGAAAAAAGCUAUCUACACUUUCAGAUCUGAUUUCUAUGUUGAGGGAUUUCAUUUUUUAUGAAAUACCACCUGCGCCUGAUGAUUUACUUUUUGGAAAUGGUCAGACUAAAUGGGAAGAACUAGGUGAAACUAAUGUGAUAAUACGGCGAAAGCAUAAAUCGGUUCUUGUCAAUGGUGGAAGCAGUGUAUUCGUAAAGCUGCUUGUUGUUAAAAUGUGGCAAGAACUUUUUGUAUCUUUGAUGAAUAUACGUAUGCGAAAAAACGGUUUUGGUUUUCCUGUCUCAUUUCCAUCUGUUCAUGUUAUUGAAGAAAGCUGAAUUCUCUGUGGUGGUGGCAUUUUUGUUCUAUAUUCUGGUUAAUAGCUUUUACGGAUUUAUUCCGCAAAUUUUGAAAACUUACCUUUCGUGCAGCA